AUGGCCCAUCCUACAAUUAGCGCAGUUUUCUCAGGGAAUGGAAACGCCGGUUUACAGUUUGGUAAUAAUUCUGGUACUCUCAAUUACAACCCUACCAAUAACAACACUACCAUCAACAAUACUACCAAUAAUAACACUAACUAUAACUAUCCGGAACCACGACCGGAAACAUCACCUAAACCUAGCUGCAAAAUUCCCUUUAAUCGUGACAAAGAAGGCUUUGUCGAUCGAGUGACAAUAUUCGAUGAAAUCGAAGAGAAAGUCAAAGCACCAGGUUCUUGGGUUGCCCUUGUCGGCAUGGGGGGUGUCGGGAAAUCUCAGCUCGCUAUUGAAUAUGCCUACCGCCUCAGAGAUCAACUACAGCUCCCUGACACUUGGGUUUUUUGGAUCUAUGCGAGUAACUCUGCACGUUUUCGGGAAAGUCUCGAGGAGAUUGCCGAACAUGCAAAGAUUCCUGGCCGGGACGAUCCGGAGCCAGGCAUUUUGAAGCUCGUUUAUCGCUGGCUUGACGAUGAAAAGAGAAAAUGGGUUAUCAUCCUAGACAAUGCUGAUGACCUCGAUUUUCUCGAAGACACGUCCGUCAAGGGGGGCAAACCCAACAAGAGCUUGACCAAAUACAUUCCUAAAACAGAGAAUGGAUCGGUCUUCAUCACGAGCCGAAGCAGAGAAACAGCAUCGGCUCUCGUCGAUAACAAGCAUAUCAUCAAAGUUAACCCGAUGGAUGAAGCACACGCUAUUGACCUGUUCCAAAAGAAGCUACCCAAGCCAGACGAUAAACUGAUUGCCGAACUGGCAGCAGAACUCGAGUUCUUACCUCUCGCAAUCGUCCAGGCUGCAUCCUAUAUCUCGCAUAAGGAGCCGCGCUGUUCAGUCCAGGAAUACCUUGAUGACUUUAGGAAAAUGAGGGCUGACGAGAAGCUGAUGCUCCUCGGCGAGAAGGGACGAGACCAUCGUCGUGACAGGGAUGCAGUCAACCCUAUAAGCGAUACGUGGAAGAUGUCAUUUAAUCACAUCCAAAGGACAAGACCGUCGGCGGCAGACUUAUUGGCGCUCAUGUGCUUCUUCGAUCGGCAAGGAAUCCCUGAGUUUGCCCUCCACCCGUCAGAUACAGAACGCGAGAUAGGCCUCUCCCCUAGCGAUAGCACGCCAGGACCGGCCGCUAGAGAUAUAUCGUUCGAGGACGACGUAUCGACUCUCAGAGACUUCUGUUUUAUCUCUGUUAGGACGCGCCAUAUGUUCGACAUGCACAGGCUGGUGCAGCUGGCUACCCAGAAAUGGCUCCGUGGUAAUGAGUCGUUUGAGCGCUGGCGGAAAACAUUCAUUUGUCGGCUUUUUUUGAAAUUUCCAACAUCAUAUGAAAAAGAGGGAUGGAGCCGUUGCCAACAGCUAUUCCCUCAUGUGAAAUCGGCAGUUAGUCACAGGCCUCUAUGUAAGAAAGAGCUGGGUUGUUGGGCGAUACUCCUAUGUCAGGCAGCGAGGUAUGCUGGUGAACGGGGAAAUAAGGCUGACGCGGUGACGCUGUCGACGACUGCGAUAGACAUAAGCAAAGAGGCCCUUGGCGAAAAACACCCAGCCACGUUAUUGUGCCAGACGAUUCUCAUGUACAUGGGGUCUCGCACGGAAGGCAUCGAGGGGUUGCCCAGCAAGGAGGGCGGUGCAGGCCGGUCAAGUUCUGAGCCGCUGACAGAAGAAGAAAGUGGCUGGCUACAGAUGGUAGCGCAGAAAAGGCUAGAACUUGGCCGAGAUCACCCACUUACGCUUUCGGAUAUGGCCAGAUUAGCGGCAAUAUAUUCUUACAACGGGCGACCCAAGAAGGCGGUGAAACUCCAGCGCAAGGUGGUGAAGUUGGCCACGGCGGCCCGGGGGCUCGAGGACCGAAAAACCCUCUCACACAGGAACGGACUGGCAUGGAUAUACCGAGAACAAGACCGCCUCGUGGAGGCCGCAGAGAUACUGGUGCAAGUAGUAGAGACGAGCAAGAGAGUCAACGGUCCAGAGAACACAGACACCCUGAGAUAUAUGUUUGAGUUGGCAGAGACAUACCGUCGUCAAGGCCGGCUGGGGCAGGCCGAACAGGUCUUCAUAGAGGUAGUAGACGUGAGCAAGAGGGUCAACGGUCUUGAGAAACCAGAUACAAUAGAUGCUAUGGGCAGGUUGGCAGGGACAUACAUUCGUCAAGGCCGGCUGGAGCAGGCCGAACGGCUGUGCACAGAGGUAGUAGACUUGAGCAAGAGGGUCUUUGAAGAGGGCGAUGAAAGAACACAACGCUAUAUCGGCCGGCUUGAUGUCGUGCAGUGCCUCAAAGAAACGGAUCCGGAAACCCGUGCGAAACUUAUCUCCAAGUUAAAGACACCAUAA
Messenger RNA from Nannizzia gypsea CBS 118893, 2358 nucleotides. RefSeq lists its product as hypothetical. The record is from RefSeq and is a predicted model, not a curated record. Gene Ontology annotation, molecular function: ADP binding; protein binding. Bases 1 to 2358 code for a protein of 785 amino acids. Lineage: Eukaryota; Fungi; Ascomycota; Eurotiomycetes; Onygenales; Arthrodermataceae. The transcript has 3 exons.